Labrus mixtus (cuckoo wrasse) is the source of this 969-nucleotide messenger RNA. RefSeq names its product mediator complex subunit 21 (gene med21). The coding region runs from base 56 to 493 and encodes 145 amino acids. NCBI's taxonomy places the organism in Eukaryota, Metazoa, Chordata, Actinopteri, Labriformes, Labridae. The transcript has 4 exons. The record is from RefSeq and is a predicted model, not a curated record. Gene Ontology annotation, molecular function: transcription coregulator activity. Gene Ontology annotation, biological process: regulation of transcription by RNA polymerase II. Gene Ontology annotation, cellular component: mediator complex.
GAGUUGGCGAUACAAGGAGAUUCUCGCGACGGACAGCGGGGUUACAACGGAAAAGAUGGCGGACAGGUUAACACAAUUGCAAGACGCUGUCAAUUCGCUUGCAGAUCAAUUUUGCAAUGCCAUCGGCGUCCUGCAGCAAUGUGCACCUCCUGCCUCCUUCAGUAACAUCCAGACAGCCAUCAACAGAGAUCAGCCUGCAAACCCAACAGAAGAAUACGCUCAGCUAUUUGCUGCCUUGAUCGCCAGAACAGCCAAAGAUGUGGAUGUGCUGAUCGACUCUCUGCCCAGUGAAGAGUCCACGGCAGCCCUGCAGGCGGCCAGUCUGAGACAGCUUGAAGAGGAGAACCAUGACGCGGCAGCUCGUCUGGAGGAGGUGGUUUACCGCGGAGAUAUGCUGCUGGAGAAGAUCCAGAGUGCCCUGGCUGACAUCGCCCAGUCUCAGCUCCGCACCCGCAACGGAGCACCAACCCAGGCGUCGCCAGCCGAAUCCUGACCCACAAUGUACAUAAUGCAGCUCUGGACUCUUUCAGUCAUUGUGUUCUUUAUUUUUAUCCUCAGACAUCAGCUGUUAGCCCCCGAAGACUCAAAAAUAUGCUGAGAGUGAGUGAAAAGGAAAUGUGAGAUGCCAGACAGUUAAACAAUGAAACAGUUUAUUUUUGUUGCACAGCAGCCACUGGCCUCGAGACAAAUUCACUGAAAAAAAAACUGAACGUGCUUGAUGUCAUCUUCAGAAACACUGAUUUCCUUGAGGAACUCUCUACUGAAGCAGAAAGUUCUGUCAAAACUGUCUUUUUUAUGUUCUAUGUACAGUUUAUGUUUUAUAUUGAAUACGUCUGUUUUUGUGGAUAUCUUCAUGUGGAGCAUCUUCAUCCUCCCAACAAUGUUCAACACAGUUUAAAAACCGCUCAGUUUAUUGUACAUUAAUAUUAAAUAAGUCUUGUUUGUCAUAAUAAAGCUUGAACAAACUCA